Aspergillus sclerotioniger CBS 115572 is the source of this 1569-nucleotide messenger RNA. RefSeq names its product 14-3-3 adaptor artA-like protein. The transcript is spliced from 6 exons. The record is from RefSeq and is a predicted model, not a curated record. Gene Ontology annotation, cellular component: cytoplasm. Lineage: Eukaryota; Fungi; Ascomycota; Eurotiomycetes; Eurotiales; Aspergillaceae. Bases 195 to 1094 code for a protein of 299 amino acids. Gene Ontology annotation, biological process: signal transduction.
UCUUUUCAUCCCGUUCUCCGUGGUCUCGUGCUCUACUUCGGUAUUCUGCACCUCUAUUCUCUCUCCACCACCGUCUUCCAGAUCACCCACCUUCUUCCCCAAUCCCCUUAUCUGCAAUACAUUGCCUAGUAUGACUUCUGAGCGUGAGAACAAGACGUUCCUUGCCCGGCUCUGCGAGCAGGCUGAGCGCUACGAUGGUAAGAUGCCUGCUUAUUAGUCUGCCGUAUUGGCUUCACAUGCUGAUCUCUACCACCUACAGAGAUGGUCACGUACAUGAAGGAAGUCGCCAACGUAUGAACCCCUUGCCUCCCUCUGACGAUAACCCCUUUUCCGUAACCCCCUUUUACCCGUGGGUCAGACUAACCCCGCAUCAGAUCGGAGGCGAGCUUUCCGUCGAUGAGCGUAACCUUCUCUCCGUUGCCUAUAAGAAUGUGGUCGGUACCCGCCGUGCCUCGUGGCGUAUCAUCUCCUCCAUUGAGCAGAAGGAGGAAUCCAAGGGCUCUGAGCAGCACGUUUCGAUCAUCCGUGACUACCGCCAGAAGAUCGAGACUGAACUCGAGAGGGUCUGCCAGGAUGUCCUCGAUGUCCUGGACGAGUCCCUCAUCCCCAAGGCCGAGACUGGCGAGUCUAAGGUCUUCUACUACAAGAUGAAGGGUGACUACCACCGCUACCUCGCCGAGUUCGCCUCUGGCAACAAGCGCAAGGUCGCUGCCACCGCCGCUCACGAGGCCUACAAGAACGCUACCGAUGUCGCCCAGACUGACCUUACUCCCACCCACCCCAUCCGCCUGGGUCUCGCUUUGAACUUCUCCGUCUUUUACUAUGAGAUCCUGAACUCCCCCGAUCGUGCCUGCCACCUUGCCAAGCAGGCUUUCGAUGACGCCAUUGCGGAGCUGGACUCGCUUUCUGAGGAGAGCUACCGUGACAGCACUUUGAUCAUGCAACUCCUCCGCGAUAACCUUACUCUGUGGACCUCUUCCGAUGGCAAUGACGCCGAGGGCGCCGCCCCCAAGGAAGACAAGCCCGAGGAGGAGGCCGCUGCCGCCCCCGAGGACAAGGGUGAAGAGGCUAAGCCUACUGCCCCCGAGUCCUAGAGGGAUGGUUAGUGUUCUUGUGUAUCAAAAACAGUAGUAUCCUCGACGUGCCAGUUCGCGCGUGUGACUACUCCCUGGAAGUGCUUAUGAAGGUCUGUUUUAGCUGCGUGAGGGGUUUGGACCGGCACAUAUCUUCCACUUGUUCGGGAUCCUGUGGGUCGACCGGCGGAGUUUGAUAUUUGGAGAGCGAAGGAAAGGGGCUGAGUGGAAUUUACCUCUCUUUUAUUCUCUCUUUAUUCACACCCCAGCAAGAUACAGUGUCUUAUUUCAAUUUCUUAUUCACCCCCCGCCCCUUUUUCCGAUUCCUCUUGCUGUUUCGCUCGUACGUGUUAAGAGCCUCAAGCUUCACAAUAUCUCAAAUCCAAGUAGCCAGUUCUCUCAAUCCCAAGAUGAACCCGUGCUUAGCGGGAAUUGAUUCAUUGGUGUCUUGACUGCUAGAUCCUGGUCCGAUGCCAAUCUCAAAUCGCUUUUGUCG